Zea mays is the source of this 633-nucleotide messenger RNA. Its product is annotated as vicilin-like seed storage protein At2g18540. The coding region runs from base 112 to 537 and encodes 141 amino acids. The transcript has 2 exons. The record is from RefSeq and is a predicted model, not a curated record. Lineage: Eukaryota; Viridiplantae; Streptophyta; Magnoliopsida; Poales; Poaceae.
GUGAGUCUAUUAUAUUUCUGAUUGUUAUAGAGUUUAUGGAAAUUUAGGAAGGGUCCUUUGACCGGAACUGCCUUCGACCCGCUGCCUUUGCCAAGUGGUGUUCCAGUGCCUAUGUGUUUUUGUGGUGAUCCUUGUAAGGUCGAUAAGUCUGAAGAUCAUGACACCUAUCGACAGAGGUAUUGGAUGUGUGCUAACUUUGCAUUUGAGCCAACUAUUGUUCAACGUCGGAUGAAUUUAAUGACUCCUCCACCGCUAUGUGAUUUUGAGCAGUGGAUUGACACAGAAAUAUCAGAGAAAGACAAGAAGUUGUUGGAGAAUCUUCAAAAGUGGGAUGCAGAGGACAAAGAGAGGAUGAAAAAAAGACGAGAGGAGCUUGCUGCCGAGCAACAACGUGAAGACGAAGAGAAAAUGAGGCGUGUUGCUGAAUGCAGGGAAGAUAAGGAGAAGAAGCUUGAGCGUGCACGUCGUGCAAAGGAAGCAAUGGAGGAGAACCCUGAUGCAUUUCGCAAAGGCAAAUGGCCUCGUUGUACUCAGUAGUAUUGGUGUUUUAUUUGAAGUUAUGUAAUAAUGAACUUAUUAUUCAGUAUUAUGUAUUGUCGAACAAUGAUAUUUCGUAAUGAAUUACCUUCAAAU